Messenger RNA from Sipha flava (yellow sugarcane aphid), 3739 nucleotides. RefSeq lists its product as uncharacterized. NCBI's taxonomy places the organism in Eukaryota, Metazoa, Arthropoda, Insecta, Hemiptera, Aphididae. The coding region runs from base 34 to 3630 and encodes 1198 amino acids. The transcript is spliced from 19 exons. Gene Ontology annotation, molecular function: protein binding. The record is from RefSeq and is a predicted model, not a curated record.
AUUUAUUAAAAUUAAUUUUUAUAUAUAUAUAUUAUGUUAAUAUUUGAAUGUUAUAUUUUCUUUAUUAUGGACAGAAAAGAAAUAUGUAUCAUUGCCCCUAAGUUUGAUUCAUUUGGGGAAAAUAAUACUAACAAUUAUAUAACUGAUAUUAUUAAACACAAUCAAUUAACUCAAAUUUAUAAGGGCCCCAUUGUAAAAGGUUGUUAUCAUGGCCAAGGGUUAAUGAUAUGGAUAGAAGAUAAUAAAAAACAAACCUAUGAAGGAUAUUUUUAUUUAAAUCAAAUACAUGGCUAUGGUCGUAUGGUUUAUGAAAAUGGAUUAAUAUUUGAGGGAUUGUUUAAAGAUAACCAAUGUUUUGGACCCGGUGUAAUGACACAUCCUAAUCAGUGUCAAGAAGUAGGCUUUUGGGUAGGGAGUCAUCUUUUAAGGCUUUCUUCUAAUUUAACAACAAAUACAGUACCAACAUUCAAUGUACCAGACAAUACUAGCAAAAUAAAACUACUCCAAUUCAGAGAUCUCAUUGAUAUUACUCAAGCGCCUCAUUCAAUUAUAAAUGUACGAGAUAACAAUGAAAAAUACCUAAAUAUUAAUCACUCAUACUUACAUACAAGACAUUUAAACAGUUUAUACUUUGAUGUGCAAUCAUAUGAUUCUGAAUUUAUAUCAAAAUCAUUAGAACUAAAUACUACUAUUAAUAUGGAUAAUGAAAACCGUUUUAUAUGUGGCUAUAAUCUGAACAAUUUAGUAUUAAAAAACUAUUUAAAAAUACCAAAAAAAACUACCCAAUCCAAGAAAAAGUGUUUGUUCAACUUUGGUAUUGUAAUUGACAAACAAUUUGAUCGUCUUCAUAAAGACUUGUGGACCAUACAAAUUGAACAAGAUAAUGAUAAUGUUAAGGCAACAAAUUCUGAAAUAGAAUUUGAAAAUGAAAAAUGUGAUGACAUAUUUACGUUUUUUGUUUCUUCAAAAGUUUUAGCAUACAAUAAUAACACUUUAGAUAAGAUGAUAUUAGCACAUGCUUAUCAACAGAAAUUUAGUGAAAAGACCUUGCUUUACAAUGUAAACAACAUUUGGAGUGGAAAACGGAGUAUGUUCAUGUCCACCCACCACCAAGAGUUAGCAGCAGUCCAAAUGUUGACUAAAUUUAAUUUGACUCCAGCAAAUAUUCUCGAUUUAGUUAAAAAUUAUGACAUUGACUUGGACGUAUCUGAUUCUAAAGGAAAUACUCGUUUAAUGAUUUCUUCUGCCAAUGAUCAACAUGAAAUAAUUAAAUUUUUGAUAAAUCUUGGAGCUAACUUAGAAUGCUAUAAUGACGAUGGAUUUACUCCAUUAAAUCUAACUCUUAUGAGAUACAUAUGUUUAUUAAAUGACAUAAAAAAUUGGACUGAGUAUUUAAUUCCUAAUAUUAGAUUAAAGUUUAAAAUUAGAAAUGGAGAUCAAAAUAUUCUUAUAGAAAAUGUACAGAAAAUCAAUUUCUUUCAACCAGAAAAUCUACCAAAUAUGAUGUUUAUAGAAAAUUACGAUGAAAUUGAAGAAUCAAGUUCAACAUCAAAAUACUUACCAUUAAAAACAAAGAAAACCAAAUUAAAUUUAAUCGAAGACACAAUUAUGCUCUUAAUUAAUAUGGGUGCUAAAGCUUCAACUUGUUUUACACCAAAAAAAACCAUUCACUUGGCCUUAUUGAGCAUUAAUCCAACAGUUUUAAAUGCUGUUUUUAAUUCUGGUGGAUCUCCACUUUAUGUUUUAUCUUAUAAGGAAUAUAAACUGAAUUUGUUACACAUGGCGGUUAUAAUGCACAUUAAUUGCAAUGUUGUCAAAUGUGUUGAAGUUUUAAUCAUGCAUCACGUUGACCCAAAUUCAAAAGCAAUUCCUAUGUUAAGUUUAUUACGAUAUGAAUUACCAUGGAAAAACAUUGCAACCGAUGAGGCUUCCAUGACACCUUUGGAUAUUCUCUGCUUAAAAAAAAAUAAUUUUGAAAUCAAUGAAAAUUCAAUAGAAUAUGAAAAAUUUGAAAAUGAACUAGCCUCCAUACUUUACUCUGUUACCAAGAAAAGUCACUCUUUUUGUGGUUUUAAUCCGAUAGCUUUGGCUAUGUUAACGGGAAAGUUAAAUUUAACAAAAAUAUUUUUGGGUAAAAAUCGAAGAAAUGUAAACAAAACUAUUUCUGGUUUUGGAACUUUACUAUCAUUGUUAUUAAACCCAAAUUAUAAUUUUAAUUUGUCGUAUAAAAAAAUUAUUGAAUUUUUGGAUUUAUUGCUGGAAGCAAAUUCAAAUACUCUAAAAAGUUUUGAGGUCUACAAUGAAGAAUUCAAAGGCAAUAUUUAUGAAUACUGUUUUAUGUUAAAAGAAUCAAAAAAAUUGAAUCAACAUUUAACUAAUUUCUAUGAAAUAGUGAAAAAAUUGGAAAAUUUUGGUAGAAAAAUGUUGAAUUCAAUUUAUGCAAAAAGAGCUAAAGAUGCACUAAUAAAUAGUUAUAGAAAAAAUAAAUCGUUUACGUUUAAUAAAACUGUCAUGUUACUUUGGAUGAAUUUUGGGUUUGAGAUAGUUAAACAAGAAAUUAAAUCUGGAAUAAUUUUACGUAAAUCGCCAUUUAAUUUUAAAAUUACUGAGAAUAAUAAAUUUAGCGUGGAAGAAAAUAAGAAAAUCAAAGGAUAUUUAUUGUGCUUACAACAAAUUAAAAAUUCAAAAACUUACUGUCCAAUAAAUCUCACUCAAGAAGAAUGUCAAGUGUGUUAUGAGUGUUUAAAACAUUUUUUAAAAGACAUGGAAUCUUGUUCAAGUUGUUAUUUUGCUCUACUUUGUUCGAAAAAUUGUAAAAAACAGCAUAAAAAUCGUAACUGUAUAUUACAAAUGAAAAAAAAUCAAAUAAUAAAAAUGUUACCUUCUGGCUAUUUAUUUUCUUCUGAUGAAUUAAUUGAACAUAAAGAUGUGAAAAACAUUCAAAGCCUAUUUUUGUCUUCAAAAUCAUUGCACUCUUCAAAAAUGCAGUCGCCUUCAUUUAGAAAAAAAUUAAACUUCUCAAUUUUAGACUAUACAAAAGAUUACACUUUUCCGCUGCAAAAAGAGGUUUUUGGUAUAAAUCAUAAAAAAAAAUCCAUGAAAAAGAACUUUGAUGAUGGUUCUAAUUUAAACGAAAUUAAUAGUUCCUUUAACACAUAUAAUAGCAAUAUAGAUACCAAUGUUAGUAGCAAUUCUACUUAUAAAAAUGAAUUAGCUAAUUUAAAUAAGGAUUCAUUUUACAAUAAAAAUUAUUCUUACUUGGAUGACGGUAAAACCGAUGGUAAAUUAAUCAAGAAUAAACCCAUUAAUAAACUUAGAAUAUCAACGAGUUUUAUGAUAAAAUGGCCACACACUUCUCUAAAAAAUAACUCCGGAAUAAAGAAAAAAAAAUCACAAAACCAAAAACGAACUCUUAUAAUAAAUAAUCGAUUAAAAGAUCGAAUUGUGUCGAUUAAAUAUAAGGUGACAAGAACGGUAGGUUGUUCAAGACCAAUAUUUAUGUUCAUCAAUCGAGAUUCUAGAGAAAGUGCAACUAUAUUCAGAAAUGUAAGAAACAAUGAAUUUCCUUAUUUAAUAUUUAAAAAAUAUAGUCAAGUUCAAGUACAGCUUAAGAUCAAUGCAAACCAAUAAAGCAGGUUUAAUAACUACUUACUCCAGACUACUGUGUAGUAGGAAAACAUAUAACAACAUACCAACAUUUUUUAUAUUCAAUAUUAUAAAACAGAACUUCGUAAAGGAU